AUGUCCGCAUCUGAAUCUUCCCUUGGAAAGCUCAUACACACUUCCUCUCUUGUGGAGGGUGUUAGAGUCAUUGCUUUCAAUCGUCCUCAGAAGCGGAAUGCCCUAUCUACAGAGCUCUUGAAUGAAUUUCUUGAUGCGCUGUCCACGGCUUCUAAAGAUCCGGCAGUCAAAGUCAUUGUGCUUACUGGCACUGGAGGCUUUUUUUCAGCUGGAGCCGAUCUGCAGGAUAUCGCAGCGCUCGACGCGGCUGGCGCUAGAUCAUGUCGAUAUCUUGAGAACCUUUGCAACGGCAUGGCGGCAGUUCGGAAGCCUCUUCUGGCAGCUGUCGAAGGACCUGCACUUGGGGGUGGAUUCGAGGUUGCCCUUAUGUGCGAUAUGAUAUUUGCAUCUCAAACUCGAACCUACUUUGCGCUGCCAGAAGUCAAACGAGGCCUGAUUCCCGGCGCCGGAGGCACUCAGCGCCUCACAGCUGCGCUCGGAAAAUUCAAGGCAAUGCGUACAAUUCUCUUGGGCAAACCUAUCUCUGCCGAGGAAGGACUUUCACAUGGCCUCGUUUGUGAACUCUUCGAAGACGGCACGGUGCUUGAAAAUACUGUCAAGGUGGCCGCCGAUCUAGCCGCCAAUGCGACCGAAGCUAUGCAGCUUGCCAAAGAUGCCAUCUGCCGUGCCGACAGCCUUGGGCGUGAUGACGAAUACGAGAGGACCCUCUACUACAUCACAAUGGGCACCGAAGAAAAGGUUAGGGGUGUCAACGGAUUCCUCAAGAAGAAAUGA
Messenger RNA from Trichoderma gamsii, 774 nucleotides. Its product is annotated as enoyl-CoA hydratase. The transcript has 6 exons. Gene Ontology annotation, molecular function: enoyl-CoA hydratase activity. NCBI's taxonomy places the organism in Eukaryota, Fungi, Ascomycota, Sordariomycetes, Hypocreales, Hypocreaceae. Gene Ontology annotation, cellular component: mitochondrion. The coding region runs from base 1 to 774 and encodes 257 amino acids. The record is from RefSeq and is a predicted model, not a curated record. Gene Ontology annotation, biological process: fatty acid beta-oxidation.